Messenger RNA from Perognathus longimembris pacificus (Pacific pocket mouse), 1273 nucleotides. RefSeq names its product NADH:ubiquinone oxidoreductase subunit A9 (gene Ndufa9). The transcript has 11 exons. Gene Ontology annotation, cellular component: mitochondrion. The coding region runs from base 31 to 1167 and encodes 378 amino acids. Gene Ontology annotation, molecular function: protein-containing complex binding. NCBI's taxonomy places the organism in Eukaryota, Metazoa, Chordata, Mammalia, Rodentia, Heteromyidae. The record is from RefSeq and is a predicted model, not a curated record.
GUCGCCCGGCGCGGUGGCUUGUGGGAGAAGAUGGCGGCCGCCGCUCAGCCCCGGGUCGCCCGGGCUUGGCCAAUGUCACGUUCUGCCCUGGCUGCGGUCACCGCCUCCGCGUCUCACGGGCCGCCCCGCCGUCGCCAGCUCCAUCAUGCCGUCAUCCCUCACGGCAAAGGGGGCCGCUCCUCCGUCAGCGGGCUGGUGGCCACCGUGUUCGGAGCCACGGGGUUCCUGGGCCGGUACGUCGUCAACCACCUGGGCCGAAUAGGAACUCAGAUCAUCAUCCCCUACCGGUGCGACACCUACGACCUUAUGCACCUUCGCCCCAUGGGUGACCUGGGCCAGAUUCUCUUUCUGGAAUGGGACUCGAGAGAGAAAGACUCCAUCCGCCGGGCGGUGGAGCACAGCAACGUGGUCAUCAACCUGGUGGGGAGAGAGUGGGAGACCCGAAACUUUAGUUUUGAGAACGUCUUUGUGAGGAUCCCCAAACUGAUCGCACAAGCCUCCAAAAAAGCCGGCGUGGAGCGGCUCAUCCACGUGUCCCACCUCAACUCCGACAUCCGAAGCUCGGCCUGCUCCCUGAGGAGUAAGGCCGUGGGGGACCAGGAAGUGAGGGAGGCGUUUCCGGACGCCACCAUCAUAAAGCCCGCCGACAUCUUUGGAAGGGAGGACAGAUUCCUCAAUCACUUUGCAAACAUGCGAUCGUUUGUCGGGGUGCCCCUCGUGUCCCUGGGCCUGAAGACCGAGAAGCAGCCCGUGUAUGUGUCGGACGUGGCCAGGGGGAUCGUGAACGCCGCCAGAGAGCCGUCUGCCAAGGGCCAGACCUUCGCCUUCGUGGGGCCGAACCGGUACCGCCUCUUCGACCUGGUGCAGUACAUCUACGCCGUGGCCCACCGCCCCUUCCUCCCCUACCCGCUGCCCCACUUUGCCUACCGGAUGCUGGCGCGGUUCUUUGGACUCAACCCGUUUGAGCCGUGGACCACGCCGGACAAAGUGGACCGGAUUCACCUCUCAGACAAGAUCCUGCCCGAGCUGCCGGGCCUGGAGGAGCUGGGCGUCCGGCCCACGCCGCUCGAGCUCAAGGCCAUCGAGACGCUGCGGCGCCACCGCACCAACCGCUGGCUCACCGCCGAGAUCGAGGACGCCAAGCCCCCCAAGACGGUGGACUACUAGCACCCCGCCCCGCCCCGCCCGCACCCCAGGAAGCCCGGGGGCCUGUCAGCCGGCCAGCCGGCUGCCAAGGCGUUAGGUGCCUGGAGAAUAAAAUGGCCCAGGUUCA